AUGUCAACACUCACGAAUGGCGUUUCCUCCCAUCGCGCGGACAGCGACAAUGCCGCCGACGGCGCACACAGCAGCGCUGCGGCCCGACCCAGCAGUAGCAGCACCAACACCAUCUACGCAGCGUCGAGCGUCGCCGAGGUGCGUGCUGCCCUCGAAGCUCUCCACAACCGCGAAUCGACGAUCACGAGCCGUCUCGACGCACUGCUUGGCUCCCAGGCCGAUCUCGCCCGCGAAUUAGGACGACUGGACCUGCUGCGCGCGGGGCUCGGUAGUCAGGUCAUUGCUGCCCGGUCCGUUGGCAAUGACAUGCUCUCGACAGCUGCGGACACAGCGGGGCGGUUGAGCAAUAAGGUGAAGGAGCUGGACUUGGAGAAGAGCCGGGUCGAGGAUACACUCGAGGUUGUGAAGCAGGUCGUCGAGCUCAAGGCUUGUGUCCAGGGCGUCGUGGGGAGCAUGGGUGCCCCGCAAGACUGGGAGGCGGCCGCGGCGUACCUUGCGCGGGCGGCGCAGGUGCCGGAAGAUAUCACCAAGGGCAAGUUUGCGUCGUCGAUUGUACCGUCCGUUGAGGUUCCCGACCCCCCGUGGGUGACGCUCGAGAACGCCAAGGAGAGUCUAUGCGGGCUGUUCCUCAGGGAGUUCGAGAAGGCGACCAAGGAGGGAGACGGUGCCAAGGUGACGAGGUUUUUCAAGCUCUUCCCGCUCAUUGGAAGAGGAGAUGUUGGUCUGGACGUCUAUGGGCGGUAUGUCUGCCAGGGUGUGGCCGGUACAGCAAGAUCGGUAUUGAAGGAGAGUCCCGGUGUCCAGGCGAGGAAAGAAGGCUUCUUCUAUGCGAAUGCUCUCACCAGAUUAUUCGACCAUAUUGCUCGCAUUGUGGAAGGUCACGGAGGUCUUGUUGAGCUGCAUUAUGGCUCUGGCAAGAUGGUGCGUGUCAUUGAGCGUUUGCAGCAGGAGGCUGACGUACAAGGAGGCAUUGUCCUCGACUCGUGGAGCGAUGAGCGAGACGUGGACAGGCGGCUGAAGGACGUCAAGAGCUACCCCUUUUCUUUCUUGGUGCAGAGCUUCCUCCCUCAACAGAGAGGCGGGACACCACGAGUCAACUCGCCUGCCAUGGGCGCCGGCGCGAACCCGCGAGCCAGUGAGGAUGAGGGCGUCAACAUGAAGGAGGUCGAUGGCCUUCUAAGUGAGAUCGCAAUCAUGCUCGGCCGGUGGUCUCUAUACUCCAAGUUUUUAGCAGGCAAGACUCGCGACCCAUCUGCUCCCGACGACGCUCCGCUGUCUGUGCCGGAAGUUGUCGUCAAGUCCAACCUUAGGAAGAAGGUCUCGGACAAGCUUACAUCCCCUUAUAACAUUAUGAUGACUUUCUUCUUCCGAAGAUCAGUCGAAAAGGCGUUCCAACUGGACGAAUCACCAGCAAGUGGCCUGUCUCUCAGUAUGAACAAGCACAUCGACACAAACCAAGCAUUCAUCAUCUCCGCGGUUGACGACGUCAUGUACGUCGUCAGUGCCGUUAUCCAAAAGUCAAUAUCGACAUCUCAAAGAGACGUCAUCUCAUCCGUCAUUCCCACCAUCGGCCGCGUCCUCGGCUCAGACUUUGUCGGCAUGAUUCAACGAAAGAUGCGAGACGAAUCCUAUCCCAAGCCCAUUGUGCAAGGAGGAUUCCCGCCAGAAGACAGAAUCAUCCAAUUCAUCGUCCUCAUCAACAGUCUCGAUACUGCCAAUGAGUACCUCGGACGAAUCAUCACAAGCAACGUCGGAAGCACAAACGAUCCGCCAAAGGCAAACGGCGAUGCUCAUGAGCCAUCACUUAGAGACACAUUCCCGUUCGACAAGGACGUUGCUUUCGUGGCUUCUGCCCUCAAUACACUGCAAAGUUCCUUCACCACUAAGACCACCGAGCUUCUCAACGAGGGACUCCAGGUUCUCUUCAAGCAGGUCGUCCAACCCCGCCUCCGACCUGUGCUCAGCGACACCUUCCGCGACGUAGACUACUCUUUGACCGAAGAGGAGCUGGCCGAUUUCGCUCAACAGAACGACGAGGACGAGGAGGAAAUGCUUGACCAAGUGUCCCAUCGCUUCGAGCACGGCUGGGACCAGCUGAUGAAGCCCGUGGCGCGUCUCAUGACGCCUCAUACCUUUACAACGCUUCACGACCUGACGGCGCGGUACCUCUCGCGUGUGCUCGAACGCAGGGUUUGGGAUGCCCGGGCAAACGCCUAUGGUGUCAUCCGCAUGGACCGCGACUUCUCCAGCAUCGUCAGUACCGUGUCCAAGGGCAACUACGGCGUCAGAGAGCUGUUCGCGAGGGUCUCGCAGAUCUUGAUGGUGGCCAACAUGGAAGAGGAGGAGUGGGAAGAAAUUUCCGCUCAGCCAGAUGACGGGGAGGAGGAUGGUAUGAUUUGGGUUCUGACUGAAGAUGAAAGGCGGCGAGCAAGGCAUCUUACCUCUAGGGAGCGUAGAGGAUGA
Messenger RNA from Colletotrichum fioriniae, 2463 nucleotides. It is a transcript of the gene COG4, whose product is annotated as Golgi transport complex subunit 4. Lineage: Eukaryota; Fungi; Ascomycota; Sordariomycetes; Glomerellales; Glomerellaceae. The record is from RefSeq and is a predicted model, not a curated record.